GGCGGCAGGUAGGCACAGUGGGCGGGUAGGGCGCCCGUGUCCCGCGCGGUCCGGUCCCGCGGGGUCCCCGACGCCAGGCGGGGCGUGGGGGUGGAACUACCUACCGUAAUGUCCCCGGGCGCAGCUCAGUGGCCGCCCGUGUCCCUCUCUGCUUUUUGCCUAUUUUCCAGCCACCUAAGUUCAAUCUGAAUGCCCAAGUCGUUGAUUAUCGUUUGCCUGUUUCCAAAGAUUGGUAGAUAGAUGCCUUUUUAAAAAUCUCAUUUUUCUUUAAAUCUGGUUUACAUGGAAAACGUUAGGAGAGCUCAUAUAAUGAAGGGCAAUAGCAACCCCCUGUCUUGAAACGCGCUCUAUCAUCCCACUGAAAUUCUACCACGUGGAAUAAUGCUUGGAGGGUCACAGUUGUGGAACUGCCCAAUAACCAGUCGUUAUUGAGGGUUAGUUUGUGAAGGAGGGGACAGACUGGUUCUAAAAUUCUGUUUAAUGACAGUCAAUUAAGAUUUCUGAGUCUGGCUUGAGGGCCUUUGCUUCCAUCACAGCCCAGUCGUCCUUGGCAAGAGAGUCUGUAUAUGGGCCACAGCUCAGAAAAGCAUUGUUUGAAAAAAUUUAUUGAAAGAACAUUGUUUGUAAAAUGAGUCCCAAUACAUAGGACAGACUUUCCUAAGGUGAGAUGUGUUACUUACCCAGAGCUGUGAAAGGCUUUACGGAUGGAAACUAGAGACUGAAUUUUCCAGAAUUUUAAGAAGUCUCCCCAACCAAUGGCCCCCCACUUUCUUUUUUAAACCAAAGGAUGUGUGACCGGAAUGGUGGUCGGCGGCUUCGACAGUGGCUGAUCGAGCAGAUUGACAGUAGCAUGUAUCCAGGACUGAUUUGGGAGAAUGACGAGAAGAGCAUGUUCCGGAUCCCUUGGAAACAUGCUGGCAAGCAAGAUUAUAAUCAGGAAGUGGAUGCCUCCAUUUUUAAGGCCUGGGCAGUUUUUAAAGGGAAGUUUAAAGAAGGGGACAAAGCUGAACCAGCCACUUGGAAGACGAGAUUACGCUGUGCUUUGAAUAAGAGCCCAGAUUUUGAGGAAGUGACGGACCGGUCCCAACUGGACAUUUCCGAGCCAUACAAAGUUUACCGAAUUGUUCCUGAGGAAGAGCAAAAAUGCAAACUAGGCGUGGCAACUGCUGGCUGCGUGAAUGAAGUUACAGAGAUGGAGUGUGGUCGCUCUGAAAUCGACGAGCUGAUCAAGGAGCCUUCUGUGGACGAUUACAUGGGGAUGAUCAAAAGGAGCCCUUCCCCGCCGGAGGCCUGUCGGAGUCAGCUCCUUCCAGACUGGUGGGCGCAGCAGCCCAGCACAGGUGUGCCACUGGUGACGGGGUACACCACCUACGACGCGCACCAUUCAGCGUUCUCCCAGAUGGUGAUCAGCUUCUACUAUGGGGGCAAGCUGGUGGGCCAGGCCACCACCACCUGCCCCGAGGGCUGCCGCCUGUCCCUGAGCCAGCCUGGGCUGCCCGGCACCAAGCUGUAUGGGCCCGAGGGCCUGGAGCUGGUGCGCUUCCCGCCGGCCGACGCCAUCCCCAGCGAGCGACAGAGGCAGGUGACACGGAAGCUGUUCGGGCACCUGGAGCGCGGGGUGCUGCUGCACAGCAGCCGGCAGGGCGUGUUCGUCAAGCGGCUUUGCCAGGGCCGCGUGUUCUGCAGCGGCAAUGCCGUGGUGUGCAAAGGCAGGCCCAACAAGCUGGAGCGUGAUGAGGUGGUCCAGGUCUUCGACACCAGCCAGUUCUUCCGAGAGCUGCAGCAGUUCUAUAACAGCCAGGGCCGGCUUCCUGACGGCAGGGUGGUGCUGUGCUUUGGGGAAGAGUUUCCGGAUAUGGCCCCCUUGCGCUCCAAACUCAUUCUCGUGCAGAUUGAGCAGCUGUAUGUCCGGCAACUGGCAGAAGAGGCUGGGAAGAGCUGUGGAGCCGGCUCUGUGAUGCAGGCCCCCGAGGAGCCGCCGCCAGACCAGGUCUUCCGGAUGUUUCCAGAUGUUUGUGCCUCACACCAGAGAUCGUUUUUCAGAGAAAACCAACAGAUCACCGUCUAAGUGCGUCGCUUGGGCGCCCCACCCCGUCUGCGUCCUGCAUCCAUCUCCCUGUUACAGUGGCCCGCAUCAUGAUUAAAGAAUGUGGAUCCCUCUGUCUGGGGCGGGAUGCCUUACUUUGCACUUAAUUUAGUAAGGGCAUUCUCGGAGGAGUAGACGUUUAAUACGAAGUGGCGGCAUAGCCCUGCCGAGAUGUCGGUGAUGGCCUGGAUGCUGUAACCACAACCUGUGGCUAAAAAUUUUAUUUUCUACACUUUCCCCGUCAUUAUCAUUAGUUGCUAUGAUUCUUUCUGCAUUUUCGGUUAACUAUCAUUUCCAAAGACUUGUCAUUCAGUAAUAUUAGCAGAUAGCUGCUUCGAUAAAGGAAUUUGGAGUUUAAAAAUCAACUUGUGAAAACAAGGUUGUUUUUGUCUUUAUCUUUUGUUAGAGUUAUAGAUUUAUGAUUUCAUAGGCUUGAUUUUAUGUGAAAUACCUUUUUACUUCUAUGCAUUUUAAUAAGAUUUAAAAAUAUUUAGAUUAAAACCCCCUUUAAUGAGUGCAAGAAAAACUCUUGGCUUGUUAGAAGAAAGUAUAUUCUUUCUAGAAUUCGGUGUAGGAAUAUGUGUUCAUAUCCAGGCAAACGGGUGUGUUUUUAUCUUCAGACAGUGAAACCUUCUCCUCUGGGGCUUUGUUGCCAGGAAGAUUAGAACUAAAUUUAUUUUUUUCAUUUCUGUCAUGAAAUCAUUCCAGAUACCUCUUUUCUUCUUUCCAAAUGGUUUUCACAUGUGUUUGAAAUAUUUGUACUUUGAAUUGUCGGAUUUUCCAUGUCCUUCUUUCUCCUUUGUGCCCAGCCUGAGUCAGCACCAUCCCACGUUCAGAACCUCCCAGUGAAAGGGCAGGAAGGGGCCCCACCUGUCAGCCUUCAUUCUGAGAAGGUGGAAGGUGUUAGGGUUUGGGAGACAGCUCAUCCGAUCUCCCAAGUCUCAUGGUGGAUUUGUGACUGUGAGAGUUUCCGGUUUAGAAUCUGAAAAGCCAGAUAUGCCUGUUUCCUUUUCCCAGCACCAUGCCUGUGGAGGGGACAGUCAGACCCAGAGGUCCUUUAGAUGUGGGUGAGUGCACAGGUGAAUAGAGGAGAGGACCAGGGUACGUGGCUUGUCCCUUUUGUCCAACAAAGCAUUAUAUUUUUAAGAAUGGCAGACCUGUUUGCUGAAGUGUUCAUAAGAUAACAAUAGGCUUGAAUCUCCAAUACAAAUGAAUGUCAAAGCACAUAUCUUUAAUAUGCUGAAUGAAUAUUUAUUUUUGUAUCCAUUAAAACAGUGUAUUGAUCUCUUUUAUUCUUUAUUAAAAUAAAAUGCUCUUUUUUAAA
Molecule: messenger RNA, 3410 nt
Organism: Gorilla gorilla gorilla (western lowland gorilla)
Lineage: Eukaryota; Metazoa; Chordata; Mammalia; Primates; Hominidae
Gene: IRF8
Product: interferon regulatory factor 8
Exons: 9
Coding region: 788-2068 (426 amino acids)
Biological process (GO): regulation of transcription by RNA polymerase II; immune system process
Cellular component (GO): nucleus
Molecular function (GO): RNA polymerase II cis-regulatory region sequence-specific DNA binding; DNA-binding transcription factor activity, RNA polymerase II-specific; protein binding
Source: RefSeq, a predicted model, not a curated record